Molecule: messenger RNA, 2319 nt
Organism: Archocentrus centrarchus (flier cichlid)
Lineage: Eukaryota; Metazoa; Chordata; Actinopteri; Cichliformes; Cichlidae
Product: major histocompatibility complex class I-related gene protein-like
Exons: 6
Coding region: 100-1203 (367 amino acids)
Biological process (GO): immune response
Cellular component (GO): external side of plasma membrane
Source: RefSeq, a predicted model, not a curated record
UUUCCUACGUCCGUAAACGUAUCGGGAUUCCAGAGUGGAUCAUGGCAGCCUGAACGAACAAGAUCAGUAAUUAUUCUAAGGAUAAAUACAAGGACGAGGAUGAGGAUAGGAUGGCUUUGUUCCUGCUGCCUCUGCUUUUCUUUAGUUUCGUCUGCAAUGAAACACUCACUGCAGUAUCUUGUCACUGCAUCCUCUGGAGUCCUGAACAUCCCGGAGUUUAUGGGUGUUAUGCUGCUUGAUGGCAUUCAGAUGGCUUACUGUGACAGCAACAACAGGAUAUUGGAAUUAAGACAGGACUGGGUGAAGAAAAUCUUAGAGAACAACACUCAGUUGUUUGAAAUGUAUACUCGGCACUGCUUUGUGAUUCAGCCAAGUACCUUCGGAGCCCGAAUGUCCAGCUUGAAGGAGCAGUUCCAGCAAAGUGGAGGUGUCCACAUUUUACAGAUGAUAGAAGGAUGUGAAUGGGAUGAAAACACCGGAGAGGCGACCGGUAUUUUACGGUACGGCUAUGACGGAGAAGACUUGGUUGAAUUUGACCUGAAGACACUGAUGUGGACCGCAGUGAAGGCCGAAGCUGAAGUUACCAAACAGAAGUGGGACACUGACAAAAGGAGAACACAGAACAAUGAAAACCUCCUCAAAAACAUGUAUCCAAAGUGGCUGAAGCUGUAUUUGUCCUAUGGGAACAGCUCCCUGCAGAGAACAGUUCUUCCCUCAGUGUCUCUCCUCCAGAAGUCUCCCUCCUCUCCAAUCAGCUGCCACGCUACAGGUUUCUACCCUCACAGAGCCAUGAUGUUCUGGAGGAAAGAUGGAGAAGAGAUCCAUGAAGGUGUGGAUCCUGGAGAGAUCCUCCCCAACAAUGAUGGGACCGUCCAGAUGAGUGUCGAUCUGAAUGUUUCAUCAGUCACACCUGCAGACUGGAGCAGGUACGAGUGUGUGUUUCAGCUCUCUGAGGACGCCAUCAUCACCAAACUGGAUACAAAAGUGAUCAGAACCAACUGGGGCAAAACCCAAAUAAAGAUGCCCUCUGACAUGACCAUCACCAUCAUCAUCAUCAUCUUUGUUGUUGUCGUCCUCGUUGCUGCAGUUGCAUUUGUUGUUUACAAAAAGAAGACAGAAACACACCGCAGCAGGGUGCCAGUGAGUGAGAGGCAGUCAGGUCACCAGUCUGUCACAGGGCUAACGCUGAUAGACCACCAUUAAUGCCCACAUUCACACUAAACUGAACCCUGUGGAUGUCUUUGGACUGUGGGAGGGAGCUGAAGGAGGAAGCUCCUGUGGAGAAAUGCCACACAGAAAGGACCCCGACUGGAUUCAGGUUCAAGACCGUUAAAAAUGUUUUUUAUUGUUAUUGUCUAUAAAAUCCAGUCCAGGAUCAGUGGGACUAACAGUGUGAUGUGGAUUUUACAGCUACAUAUACAUAUAUAAUAUCUUAUAUUAGAAUGAUAUUAUAUCAGCUUCAUAUAUCAAACAUCGAUUUAUUUUGUUUUUUCUUGAUUGUCUGCAGUAUUGUCCGCAGCAUUUGAAGUGCGACUCAUUGUAGAUGAAUGUGGUUAAUGCUUCAGAUGGUUUAGACAGUUUUUGUCAUUUUUCAUUAAACUGUCCUAAAAUGUAACUUCAUAUCUGAGUGUUUCUCAGGUUUACACUCGUCGGUUAGUCUAAUUUUUUCAUUGUUUGGUCAGCAAUGAAAUUAAUCUCCAGGAUCAUCUCUAAUCAUCUUACAAUAUAAAACGCCUAUAAAAAACGCUAUAAAAAUAAAAUUGAAUCUUUGAACUCUUAAGACUGAAGUUAAGAGCAGAAAUAAUCAGUAGUCAUUCUUUUAUUAACAGUUCAUAUGUUUGUGGUAUUUUUCUGAGCAGCGUGCGAUCACUGAGUUGUUACUGAAACAGUCAAACAUGAAUCUGCUCUCAGCAGUUUCUCAGCUGGACCUUUUAUUCCUUUAAGUGCUCAAAGAAUUGUGGUUCAGUUCAGUUUUCAAUUCUGCCUGAUAUUUCAUUAAGACAUGUGACUCCAGGAGCUGUUGGCUGCAAGUUAACGUGUGUGUUUAUUUUUAAAUGUGUGAUUUUUAAAGCUUUCUGUGUUUGGAGCUCUUCUGCUAAUUUGAAUGUCUCCGUUUGUUAACGGGAGACUGACCUUUCACCUUUAGUCCUCCCAAACUGUGACACUCAUUCAGAUCAGAUGGCGCCAUCAUCGGUUCUCAUGUUGUGUGUGUGCUUUAGAAGUGCUAAAGUUGGCACAAAUACACAACUGUUAAUUGUGUCCAAAUGUAUAAAAAUAGGUUUGUCAUUAUACACAAAAUAAACUCCUUCAUUUUUUAAA